AUGAAGCCAGCUGCUUUGAUAGCAAUUAUGGGAGGGACUGGAUGUGGAAAAUCGACGUUCAUCAACACCAUUGUCGGCAAGGACGUUACGGAUGUUGGACACGGCUUGGAGUCGCAAACUGCGGAGGUUAAAGAAUACGAAUUCUUGAUUCCCAAUGGCAUUCCUGUGACUCUCGCUGACACGCCUGGUUUCAAUGACUAUAAUGAGAGUGGUGGCAAAUCCGACCUAGUAAUUUUGAGAGAAAUUGGUGGUUACCUCAAAGCGAAAUAUGACAAGAAACGCAAGUUUUCUGGCAUUCUAUAUUUGCACAACAUCGCCGAUCCCAAAGUUGGGGGUUCAUCGCAGCGAAAUAUAGCGAUGUUCAAGAAAUUAUGCGGACCUGAUCCUCUGAAGAAUGUCGUGGUCGUUACCACAUUUUGGGACGAAGUAAAUAUGACGCAAGGUGUCAAAAACGAAGCAGAGUUGAAGACCAAGGAUAAGUUCUUCAAAGAACUCGUCGACGGUAAAUGCAGAUUCGCUCGCUUUGGAAAAUAUUCUCCGGAAAAGUCACCCAAAGGUCCAGAGUUUCCCCCUCCAAUCUCUAUCGUCUCCGACCUCCUCGCGCUCAAUCCCGUCUUUGUCGAGAUGCAGAGGGAGCUCGCUGAGGGGAAGACUGUGGAGAAGACUUCUGCUGGUGUGGUGCUGUACAAGGAACUUCAAGAGCUUAACCGUCAGCAAGAGAAGGACAUUUCCGACUUGAACCAAAAAAUUGCAGAGUUGAAAUCCAUCAACACCAGCGACAAAGUAGCGAGGGAGGCGUUGGAAGAUGAAUGCAUUGCGUUGAAAGCGCAACUUGAGGAAUUGGUGACAAAGCAGCGCAAUCUAGACCAGGAGGUGCAUUCCGACGGGUCAGAGCUUGUCAGCGCUAUACCGCCGCCAAGGCGAGAGAGGGAGGUGUUGGCGAAGCAAAGGGAACUCGACUUGGAUAACAUCCGCCAUAUUGAGCUUCAACAUGAACUCGAGCUUCUGAAAACUCAACAUGCCAAGGAAAUCCUUCAAAGUCAAUUACAGAUCCGAUCCCUACUCGACGGCAACUCUCAUGAUGCCUACCAAAGGUCGCAACUUGAAAGACUUUGCGAAGAUCUCACAGCUACUGUGUCUGACUUGUCUCAAUCCUUGAUUAAGCUCCGGGAAACAAAAGAGCAAGAUGUGUUGGCGCGAACGGCUGAACUUGCGCAGGAGUGUGCCCAGCUCCGCGCGACAGUGACGACACACAGCAAGACACUAGCCCAUUUGGAGUUGCAACUGAAAUUAUCGCAGGAAGCGCAGGAGAAAAUGGCAUCUGAGCUAAGUGGCAAAUCUGAUAAUCAUACAUCCAGUUCCACUCCCUCUCCAGAUGGCAAAGGGGGUGCAGAUCCAGCAUCCAAAGAUGAAAAGUCAACGAAAAACACGGGUCCUGACUACGUAUAUUACCGUCUAUACACCAGACUAGGCGCAUUCGAAUCAAAUCACCCUCUCUACAAGAACGACCGUUUCAUUGGUCGCAUCCCAACGAAGUCCUUUUCCCCUCCUCAUACCGUGGCGUCUAUCAAGCUGUCCCUGUGCAGACUUGAGGGCCUGUCGGAGCCCGACAAGGCGCUUCUCUUCACACCGCUCUCAAGCCCAGCACCCAAAGCCGACUCUGCCCGCCUCUCUUUGGAGGGUCCUUCAGGUCCAGGCCUGUCCGAACAGGAUCCGAUCGCGUUGGUUGUCGAGUCCGAAAUGAGGACCGAGGAGGUCGCUGCGCAGUUGGAGAAGCUGCCGAAACGCUCUGAUGAUACCAAGGUCCAUUACGGCAAGUCUUGUCGACGUCUCUUACUCAUAUGGUGCACUCAUCAGCUUAACAGUGGAAAAGGAGAUGAAAAGGCAAAGACGUCCUUUGACAAGAGUGAUAUUUCGUUAGGACGCAUCAACACCCUCUUCAUCACUCCCCCCCACACCGCCGGGUCUUUGAAAGCAUGCAUCGCAAAAGUUGAAGGCCUCCGAGUCACGCAGGGUCAUGCGCUCUACAAGGAUAAGGAUAUACUAAUGAGUGACACCGACGUCAUAACCUUCCAAGAUAAAACUUAUCCAGGUAGUGAUGAAGGCAAUCCCGUUGCCCUUGCGACCGAUUCAAAAUUCACGAAACGCGCUCAGUUAACUUCGACUUACACCUUUCCCCCCGCAGACUACAAAGUAUUAUUUUCUCCCACCUGGCUAUCAACAAACAAAGAUGAGAUCGUUCACACGGACGGAGUUAUCGUCACUGACGGAUACUUGGUGAUUAAUUCGAAGGGUGAAAAAGGCUUUGUACACAAGGCUAAAAUCACCUUGAUUGAUCGCUGA
Laccaria bicolor S238N-H82 is the source of this 2343-nucleotide messenger RNA. RefSeq lists its product as uncharacterized. The transcript is spliced from 11 exons. The record is from RefSeq and is a predicted model, not a curated record. Gene Ontology annotation, molecular function: GTP binding. NCBI's taxonomy places the organism in Eukaryota, Fungi, Basidiomycota, Agaricomycetes, Agaricales, Hydnangiaceae. The coding region runs from base 1 to 2343 and encodes 780 amino acids.